AUGAGAAUUUCCGAGGAGGGGGCGGAGAAAGGGGGUAAAGAAAGUGAAGCUCAGGCAACAGCCCUCGGCGGGGGAGGGAGGGGUGCACCCCUGACCCACUUUUCCCCGCGCUCACCCUCCGGCCCACGCCCCACCCCGCGUGGAAGUCCGAGCCCAGAGGGGGCAAUCGAGCGGCGCGUGGGAGGCCUGCACGGUCCCCACCCUCACCCGCGACCCGGAGGAGGGGAGCGUGCAAGGCGGCUCGACUCCCCCUCCUGGAGUGCCGUGGGCUGGACAAACCUCCGCAGGCUCGCGGCCGGGGUCUGCGAGGCCCCCUCCACGGCCUGGGCCGAGGGCUCCGCGGCCCCCACCGGAGGGGAAGGGGGCCAGGGAGGGAAAGAAGCUGUAAACAGCCCCAGCGUCCGGGCCUCGCCUCGAAGAGCCCCGCUUCCCAGGCCCCGCUGCGGGCCGUCUGGGCCCCGGGGCCGACCCUCCCGGGACUUGCAGGACCGGAGGGCUCCGGCAGCUCGCGGAGCGGUCCCAGCAGCAGAGAAGGGGGAAUUCAGGACUUACCUCUCAUUACUUUCUACGCCAUCUUGGAUCCACUAUGGCAACGCCCCCACAAAGCAUUAUGGACGGGGGUCGCCCUCGGGGCCCCGGAGCCCCACAGCCCUGCAGGCCAACCGGCGCUCUGAAUGCAGCAUCCGCGUAUGGAAAGAUGCCUCUGUCCUGCCAAACCGUUCCGGGGCCUUCGGGCUCCGGAACCUGGGCGGACACAGUGUCCCCGAGCCUACCGGCAUCGCAGCGCGUAACUCGGGGGCACAGAUAGCGAGCUCUGGCCGGGGAGCAGAGGCGCGCAAGGGCUCAAGGGAGGGUCCUGGAGAGGGGCCGGGGCCGGAAGGAGGGUCGCCUGGCUGCGACGGGGCGCGCUGGAAGUUGGGGCGCCUAGAUGCCUGCCGGGGAACCAGGCGAGCGACCCCGCAGCCCACGCCCGCCGCCUGGGCCUCUGCUCCUGCCCGAGGGCUCGCGGCAGGGGAGCUGAGCGCCCUCGCGAUUCUCGCCGCCCACGUUCCGUUGCGCGGGCGAGCAGAGCUUCAGCCCGCGCCCUCGCGCGGUGUUCCCCUUGCCUCGGGGCCCGUUGGAAGCUAUUUUGCCAGCCACUUCAUUAUGGGAGGAGAGGAGUUUGAUUCAAUUCAUCCUGAAGGCUACCUCGAUCUGAACUUUCUGGGAAACAGACGAGUUGCAUUUCCUUACACUGCCCCUCCUCCCCAAGAACCAGUGAAGACUCUGAGAAGCCUAAUCAACAUCCGAAAGGAUACACUAAGACUCGUCAAAUGUGCCGAGGAAGUGAAGACCCCGGGGGAAGAGGCCGGCAGAGCGAAAGUCCACUACAGCGUGGAGUUCACCUUUGACAUGGAUGCUCGGAUGGCCAUCACCAUCUAUUAUCAGGCCACCAAAGAGUUCCAGAAUGGGAUUGCCAGCUACAUCCCCAAAGACAACAGCCUGCAGUCAGAGACGGUGCGCUACAAGCGUGGGGUGUGCCAGCAGUUCUGCCUGCCCUCCCACACCGUGGACCCCUCCGAGUGGGCUGAAGAGGAGCUUGUCUUUGACCGGAACAGAGAGGUUUACCCGUUAGUGGUCCAUGCUGUGGUGGAUGAAGGAGAUGAGUAUUUUGGCCAUUGCCACGUCCUGCUGGGCACUUUUGAAAAGCACACAGAUGGGACUUUCUGUGUCAAGCCCCUCAAGCAGAAACAAGUAGUGGAUGGGGUCAGCUACCUCCUUCAGGAGAUCUAUGGAAUUGAAAAGAAGUACAACACGCAAGAGUCUAAGGUGGCUGAGGAUGAAGUGAGUGAUAACAGUGCCGAGUGUGUGGUGUGUCUCUCAGAUGUGCGGGACACCUUGAUUCUGCCAUGUCGUCACCUCUGCCUGUGUAACACCUGCGCCGACACCCUGCGCUACCAGGCCAACAACUGCCCCAUCUGCUGACUGCCUUUCCAGGCACGGCUUCAGAUCAGAGCCAUGAGGAAGAAACUGGGCCCUCUGUCCCCAACCAGCUUUAACCCCAUCCUCUCAUCCCAGACAUCCGACUCAGAAGAGCAUUCAUCCUCGGAGAGCAUUCCACCGGGUUAUGAAGUGGUGUCUCUUCUGGAGGCCCUCAAUGGGGCCCUUACCCCAUCCCCGGCAGUCCCCCCACUCCACGUGCUUGGAGACAGACAUCUGUCGGGAAUGCUGCCUUCCUACAGCAGUGACGGCCACCUGCCUCCUGUCCGGAUGCUCUCCCCCCUCGACCGCCUGUCCGACUGCAGCAGCCCAGGACUCAAGCUCAGAAAUAGUCUCUCCAAGUCCAUCUCCCAGAAUUCUUCUGUGCUGCACGAAGAGGAAGAUGAGCGUUCAUGCAGCGAAUCUGAGACGCCCCUGUCUCAGAGACCGUCAGCCCAACAUCUCAGAGAGGAAUGUGGCAUCACACCAGAAAGUGAGAACCUGACCUUGUCAUCGUCAGCAGCUAUUGAGCAGUCAUCAUGCACGGGGACGCCUCUCUCCUCCACAAUUUCCUCCCCAGAAGACACUGCCAGCAGCAGUCUGGCCCAGUCGGUCAUGUCCAUGGUGUCCUCCCAGAUGAGCACCGACACCGUCUCCUCCAUGUCCGGCUCCUACAUCGCCCCUGGCAUGGAAGAGGAUGGGGAGGCUCUCCCCUGCCCCCGGGCCGACAGCAGGACCCCCUCAGAAGAAGCAGAGGUGACGCCAGCAGCGUCUCCAGACUGCAACUUUGCGGGCCUCACCGCCGCCGCCAAAGAGCAGGAUGCAGAGGGAAAUGAUGUUCUAGAAGAAGAGGACAGACCACCCACACAAGAAGAUGGUAAAAGACCUGUGAACAAAACGGCUGAUAUUACAGUAGCAGAAGGAUCACAGCAGGCCAGCAAGGCCACCAAGAUCACCCUGUCGGCCAUCUACAAUUGGAUCACGGACAACUUCUGCUACUUCCACCAUGCUGAUCCCACCUGGCAGAACUUCUUCCGGCACAACCUGUCCCUGUACAAGGUCUUCAUCAAGGUGCCAGAGAAGGACAAGCCAGGCAAGGGGGGCUUCUGGAGCAUCGACCCCCAGUACGCCGAGCGGCUGCUGAGUGGGGCCUUGAAGAAGCGGCGGCUGCCCCCAGUCCACAUCCACCUGGCCUUUGACCGCCAGGCCGCGCCGGAGCCCAGCGCCGCCCCAUGGGCCGGGCCACUGACCGUGAGCCCCGAGGUCCUGCAGCUGCUGUGGGAGUUCGAGGAGGCCACUGGGGAGGCGGGCUGGGGUGCAGGCGAGGGCAGGCUGGGGCGUAAGCAUAAACAGCCGCUUCCCAAGCAGGUGGCCAAGAUCCCGCGGCCCUCCAGCCCCCUGCUGCUGACCCAGGAGGAGCAGGAUGAGCUAGAACCCCUCAAGGGCAACUUUGACUGGGAGGCCAUCUUGGACGCUGGCACGCUGGACGGGGAGCUGGGCACGGUGGAGACCUCGGAGCUGAGCCCACCGCUGAGCCCUGCCUCACACGGGGACGUGGACCUCACCAUCCAUGGCCACCACAUCGACUGCCCUGUUCCCUGGGGGCUUCCAGUGGAGCACGCUACCGACAUCCUGGACUUUGAUGAGACCUUCCUGGCCACAUCCUUCCUAAAACACCCCUAGGAGAGCACCCGUAGCUCCCUGCCCUCCGAGGCCCUCUUUUAGGCUGGGGAUGCCACACUGGCCUCUGACGUGCAUGACUGGGCGAGCCUGAGCGCCUUCUUGUAA
Mesoplodon densirostris (Blainville's beaked whale) is the source of this 3747-nucleotide messenger RNA. RefSeq lists its product as uncharacterized. Gene Ontology annotation, biological process: regulation of DNA-templated transcription. Lineage: Eukaryota; Metazoa; Chordata; Mammalia; Artiodactyla; Ziphiidae. Gene Ontology annotation, molecular function: DNA-binding transcription factor activity; sequence-specific DNA binding. The record is from RefSeq and is a predicted model, not a curated record.